Molecule: messenger RNA, 3248 nt
Organism: Thunnus maccoyii (southern bluefin tuna)
Lineage: Eukaryota; Metazoa; Chordata; Actinopteri; Scombriformes; Scombridae
Gene: nr1d1
Product: nuclear receptor subfamily 1, group d, member 1
Exons: 8
Coding region: 488-2419 (643 amino acids)
Biological process (GO): hormone-mediated signaling pathway; positive regulation of transcription by RNA polymerase II; negative regulation of transcription by RNA polymerase II
Molecular function (GO): RNA polymerase II cis-regulatory region sequence-specific DNA binding; zinc ion binding; nuclear receptor activity
Source: RefSeq, a predicted model, not a curated record
AUUUACAGUGAAAACUUGAUUUCUUUCAGCUAAAACUAUAAACUCAUCUCUCCGCCUACAUUUCCCACAAUCCCUCUGUGCCGGAGAGCAGCGGGCAGCUCCACGUGCUCGGGGAUUUAAACAGGCGUCUACACACCGAGCAGAGAGGGGAGGGGCGGGAAACUGUGUCACUGGGGCACGAGGCUCUCCCCGCGGUCACAUGGUCCCGUUUUCUGCCGCGUGCGGGCACGGCGGCCCCCCGCGCAUUCACGUCAUCAUCCCGCAGGGUGGCUGCGCGCGCGCGAGAGAGAAGCGGACUCGUAGUGCAGCAGACAGACAUCACUUCUGUUAAAGUCACUCACAGAGGAAAAACAGAUAAUGGAGUCAGAGUAGAAACACUUCUUCUUCUUCUGCGGGUUUUAUUCCGCGCGCUUUUCUACUUUUUCCCGUCUGUGAUGCGUUUUGAGGAGCAGAAAAUAUUCCGGAUUUUUACAAAACGCUCUCGUGCAUGACUCUGUUGCAGCUCAGGAUGACGACUACUGCCAUGGAUACAAACAACAACAACAAUAACAACAACACCACAGGAGGUGUGAUCUCCUACGUGGGUUCCUGUGGAGGUUCUCCGACCCCGACCAGUCCGGUCUCCAUGUACAGCGACAACUCCAACUCCCAGCCCUGUUUCACCUCCUCCUCCUCCUCCUCCUCCUCCUCCUCCUCCUCCUCCUCCUCCUCCUCCUUCCUCAGCAGCGGAGGCUCCAGUUCAGGCUCUGCAGGAGACGACGGCUCCUCCUCGGCCUCCUCCUCGGACGGAGGUUCACCUCGAGGCCGAGAUGACGGCGGCUCUCUGAGGGCGUCACCCAGCAAGUCUGUGGCCAGUUUGACCAAGCUGAACGGCAUGGUGUUGCUGUGUAAGGUUUGUGGGGACGUGGCUUCAGGUUUUCAUUAUGGUGUUCACGCCUGCGAAGGCUGCAAGGGUUUCUUCCGUCGCAGCAUCCAGCAGAACAUCCAGUACAAGAAGUGUCUGAAGAACGAGAGCUGCAUCAUCAUGAGGAUCAACAGGAACCGCUGCCAGCAGUGUCGCUUCAAGAAGUGCCUGUCUGUGGGCAUGAGCCGAGACGCGGUUCGUUUCGGGCGGAUCCCGAAGCGUGAGAAGCAGAGGAUGCUGGCUGAGAUGCAGAGCGCCAUGAACAACAUGGUCAACAACCAGCUGCAGAGCGACUUCCAGCUCGCCAGCCUCUCCUCUUCCUCCUCCAACUCCUCCUCCUCCUCCUCCUCCCCGUGCCCAGCGAUGACCAUCACCCCACAGCCUCCAGCCCUGCUGCCCUCCCCCUCUCCUCCCGCCCCCGCCUCCUCCUCCUCACCCCCUCCUCCUCUUCCUCCUCCCCCCUGUCAGAGCCCCUCCCCCUCAUCCUCACCCCCCCCCAGCCCUGGGAUGGACUCCACCAUCGGCGCCAUCACCCGCGCUUACCGCGAGACCUUCCUGUACGCUCACGACAAGCUGACCAAUCCCCACGCGCCACCUCAGGAGCAGCAUCACAAUAACCACGCCCACCACCACAACGGGGAGGCGGAGCACUGGGGCCCCAACCGAUGCCCCAACGGUUUCCAUGCCGACGGCCUCAACACCAUCUUCCACCAUAACAACAACCUGGGGACCGGGCACUACCUGCCGCCGGACAACAGCCAAAACAUCACGCAUCAUCACCAUGGCUACAGGAGGCGGAGCUCGCACAACAGUAACCUGGUUGGGGGAGACGGUCUUGGUGAUCAUGUGACCCAGGGGCAGACCUGUCCAAUGAGGAACCGCUCAGACAUAAUGCUGGCCUGUCCAAUGAACAUGCAGCCUCACGCCGACCCCUCCAAGAGCCCCCAGGAGAUCUGGGAGGACUUCUCGCUGUCCUUCACCCCCGCCGUCAAGGAGGUGGUGGAGUUCGCCAAACACAUCCCAGGAUUCAGCUCUCUGACGCAGAACGACCAGGUCACCCUGCUCAAGGCCGGCACCUUCGAGGUGCUGAUGGUGCGCUUUUCCUCCCUGUUCAACGUGAAGGAGCAGACGGUGACCUUCAUCUCCGGCGCCACCUACAGCCUGGAGGAGCUGCGGGCGAUGGGCAUGAGCGAGAUGCUGGGAGCCAUGUUCGACUUCAGCCACAAACUGGCGACGCUGGAGCUGAGCUCUGAGGAGCUGGGGCUGUUCACCGCCGUGGUGCUGGUGUCUGCAGACCGCUCCGGGAUCGAGAGCGUGUUGUCGGUGGAGCAGCUGCAGGAGAACCUGAUCAGAGCGCUGCGCUCGCUGGUCAACAAGUCGACCGUCGCCCCCGGCAACAACCAUCACAACAUGGACUCACCGCGCUUCACCAAACUGCUGCUGAAGCUGCCCGACCUGCGGACGCUCAACAACAUGCACUCCGAGAAGCUGCUGUCCUUCCGCAUCGACGCCUGAUGACGUCACCGAUGACGUCUCUCGUCAAGGCCGGCUUCCUGCGCUCGCUGAUGACGCCGUAACAUGGAGCUCUCCAUCGCCGUGACGAUAGCUCAUCCCAACAUCAUCCGAACAUGCUGAUGAUUUCAUCGCCGCCAAUAUGCCGCUCUGACACGUACGGCAGCGUCAUAAAUACUGGCGUGGUGAUGAUGUCAUCAGCACACAGUUUGCAGCCAAAAUAUGAGUCUUACAGGGUGGAUUCUUUGCCAGCUGAGUAACGGAACAGUCAGACUGUUUUACCCAGAGACCGACAUUAAUAAAAUGUAUAGAGCUAGCUUAGCACAAAGACUGGAAGCAGAGGGAAACUGUUAGCUUAGCCGCGUCUUUAUUCCACAACGACCCCUGAGGAAUUUAUACAGUAUAACAGUUUCAUACAUGUAUGUAAAAAUAUGGAAAUAAAGUUGUUGUGCAGUAAUGGACCAAGCUAGGCUAAACAUGGACCUUUUUUUGUUUUUGUAGCUACCAAAACAUCAGCUAGCUAAAUGUUGGAUUUGCUAACUGACUGUAGCUACUACAGCUAACUAUAAAUAGCUCACAUACUCAACAUUAUGUUAGCUGCUUAUAGCUACACUGGCUAGUUAACAUGACAGUCUUUGUGCUAAGCUAGGCUAAACAAAUCCUGCUAAACACAACAUGUUUUUGUUGUCAAACAGUUUUUAACACAGCUAAUGAGCUACGAUAGCUUAGCUUCCUCCAUUUUAGACUCUCUGGCUCACUGUUCCGGCUCGCUAUUGGUGCUAAUUCAUGUGUCAAAGUUCACCAAACUAGAGAGAUUCACUUUACCUCCGUG